GCCCAGAAUAUAAGACCAUUGGAUGGAGAGCAAGACUCUUCUCAACAGAGAUGUCCUCCGCCAUGAUUGGAGUCCUCUUCGCUGCUCUGGCAUUGGCCUACGGGGCCUUCAGUUGUGGGGUCCCAACCUACAAGCCCAAUGUAAGCAGAGUUGUCGGAGGGGAGGAUGCCCGGCAGAACAGCUGGCCCUGGCAGGCUUCCCUUCAAUAUUCGUCCAGUGGAAAGUGGCAUCACACAUGUGGCGGGUCCCUAAUUGCCACCAACUGGGUCAUGACAGCCGCUCACUGUAUCAGUUCUGGUCGGACUUAUCGUGUCUACCUUGGAAAGCACAGUCUCUCAGCCAGCGAGAGAGGAUCAGUUGCCAUUUCCCCAUCAAAAAUCAUUGUUCACCCAAAGUGGGACGCAAGUAGACUUACCAAUGGGAACGAUAUUGCACUCAUCAAACUUUCUCAGCAUGUUACCUUGAGCAACAGCAUCCAGACAGCUUGCCUCCCAAAAGCCAACAGUAUCUUAGCUGCCAACUAUCCUUGUUACGUAACUGGAUGGGGAAGGCUGAGAACAAACGGUCCGUUGCCAGAUAUCCUGCAGCAGGGACGCUUGCUUGUGGUGAAUCAUGCCACCUGCUCCCAGGCCAGCUGGUGGGGCAGCUCGGUGAAAACCAACAUGGUCUGUGCAGGUGGUGACGGCGUGAUCUCCAGCUGCAACGGGGACUCCGGUGGCCCACUCAACUGCCAAAACUCUAGUGGGAAAUGGGAGGUGCACGGAGUGGUCAGUUUCGGUUCCGCUCUUGGGUGCAACUACUACCGCAAGCCAUCUGUCUUCACACGGGUCUCUGCCUUCAACGACUGGAUCGCGCAGGUAAUGGCACAGUAUUAAGGGAAGGAGUGUUGGAGCCCAGAGAGAAUCGGCCAGGAACACCAUCUUAAGAAUAAUAGGGUACCAGUUGCACAAUAAAACAAAAGCAAACAUUGCAAUAA
Zootoca vivipara (common lizard) is the source of this 976-nucleotide messenger RNA. RefSeq names its product chymotrypsin-like elastase family member 2A. Gene Ontology annotation, biological process: proteolysis. Gene Ontology annotation, molecular function: serine-type endopeptidase activity. The record is from RefSeq and is a predicted model, not a curated record. NCBI's taxonomy places the organism in Eukaryota, Metazoa, Chordata, Lepidosauria, Squamata, Lacertidae.